This is a messenger RNA of Gigantopelta aegis, 2928 nucleotides long. RefSeq names its product pyridoxal phosphate phosphatase PHOSPHO2-like. The record is from RefSeq and is a predicted model, not a curated record. The transcript is spliced from 2 exons. Gene Ontology annotation, molecular function: phosphatase activity. The coding region runs from base 27 to 824 and encodes 265 amino acids. Lineage: Eukaryota; Metazoa; Mollusca; Gastropoda; Neomphalida; Peltospiridae.
CAUCAAAAGAAUUAUGUUCACACUACAUGAAUACUAAUGAAACGAUUAAAACAAUCGUUUGUGCGCAAAAACUGGGAAUGUUAUGCAAAAUGACCAAUAAGAUACUGGUUGCGCUUGACUUUGAUCAUACAAUAAUUGAUGAAAACAGUGACCUUUUUGUUCUGAACUUGGUACCAAACAAAGAACUGCCCCAAGACAUCAAAGACAAAUACAGACAUGAUGGAUGGGUGGAAUACAUGGGAGAAAUAUUUCAGUUCCUGCACAGACACGGAAUCACAGCUAAAAGCGUAGAAGACUGCAUGCACCAGAUUCCACUUACCACAGGCAUGAUGGACCUCCUUCAAUACGUAGGAGACAGUGAAAAAUACGAAGUCAUUAUCAUAUCCGAUUCCAACUCCGUGUUCAUUGACUUCAUACUGACGAACUUCAACUUGAAACAGAAAAUCACAAAGGUGUUCACAAACCCAGCAGAGUUCUCCAAUUCGGGAUGCCUAAUGGUGAAUCGGUAUCACACUCAAGACUGGUGUGAUCUGAGCACAGUCAACCUUUGUAAAGGUCAUAUUCUUCAACAGUAUAUCCAGGAACGAAAAGAUCAAGGGAUUAACUUCUCGAAGGUGAUGUACAUCGGUGAUGGUUCCAAUGAUCUUUGUCCAGGGCUGACUCUAAGAUCACAAGAUUAUCUCUGCCCACGUUUGGGAUUUUCUUUGUUGAAGAAAAUAAGCAAGUUGCAGAAAGGUGAAGAAAAAUCACUGUCACCUCAAGUGUUGCCUUGGGACACUGCAUUAGAUAUUUUGAGUCUUCUGAAGAAUAUUGAUGCAAAAUGAGUUCUUAAACAUGGGCAUGUAUUUUAUUACCAGUAUAUUAUAACCAGCAGUAUUAAACAUUUAUACAGGCUGUCACAACAUAGGCAUACAGGUCCUAUCAUUAUCAGCGCUGGAAAGUGGCACCCAAUUUUUCCUGAAUUUUGCAAGAUGUACCUACUCUCCCCCCAAAAACAACAAACAAAAAUAAAACUACUGUGACCUUCAACCUCAUUCCCAGUUCAGAAGAAGCCUGCUACAUUUUUUUCCAUUAGCAGCAAGCGGUCUUUCCUAUGCACUUUUCCACAGAGAGGACAGCACAUAACACAGCCUGUGAUUUUCACGUUGUUUGGGACGUCAAGGUUUUUUUUCAGAAUAACUAGGCUUCAAAAGUCUUUAUUUUAGUGUUGGGGAAAUCAGUUAGAAUUUCAUUGGUUAUAAUCAGUGAUCACCAACCAAUCAACUUUCGAUUAUACAGUUGGUUAGAAUCAUGUGCGCAUGAACUACAAGGACCCUACAAUGUAAAAAUUUACCUUUAAUAGCUAAUUAAUAUCUCUUUUUUUUAUGUAGAUAUGAAAACAAACACUAACCCUAACAUAUAAUUUACACAAAUUCAAUCAUCUAAACUGGAAGAAUAAUUACAUUUAAUUAAUAACAUUUUCCCACACAGUGGAUUUUUAUAAUCAAUCAUAUUUGUAGAACCAAACUGAUCAAUUUUCAAUUAAAAUUGCAGGCCUCUGAUAAUUGAAAAUCUGCAUGACCCAUUUAUCGGUUACACAGAAAUAAAUCCAUGUCACCCAUUUCCUUUUUGUGUAACUCGUUAUAUCCAUAUAAAUGGUGAUCCAAAUUUAGUGCAAACAAAAAAUAGGUUACGCAAAAUUAGAUUUACGCAAACGACGCGAGAAUGAAACAACCGUUCUCGCAAUUUUCGGAGGCCUGAAUUGACCAUUAAAACAUCAUUACUUCAUCUUACAGUCUUGUAAAUAAACAAAUACUCACUCAAGCUUGUAUGGAACUACAUGUAUCGGAAGAAGGUAAUGACCUAGUUUUUAAAUAGUGUAAAAUAUUUUCAGCCAUUACCCAGUAUAGGCCUAUAAUUUUUUCCUGUUACCGUUGCACAUUAUUUAGAAGUUUUUUGCUUAAGUUAUUAAUUUUGGUUAAUUCACCUACCCAUUCCUCUUGCUCAGAGUUAGACUAAAUAUUACAGGGAUCAUAAUUUAAUUUUUUUUUAAAAAGAGGCAAGUAAAAUGGGCAAGUUCUGUGCAUUUCUAGUCAUUCUGGUGUUUGUAGUACUAGCUUAAAGUGCAUUUAAUACAAACCACAAAAGCUAUGAUCCUUGGAAAUUAGAGCCAGUGGCUUUAAUAGAUUAGAACAACAUCUGUACUGGGUGUAGUCGUUUUUGAGAAGCAUAACAUUAUGCCAAAAUUAUAUUUCUAAGAAUUAUUAAAUAAUAUUCCUCAUCGAUUUACUUUGAUAUAAAUUUUGAAUUGUUCGUUAGUAUUUUAAAGACAUAAUAUGUACUCUGUAAACAUUUUGGUGAGUUUUGUAAAUAUGCAUCUGUUUAUCCAUGUAUUGUAUAAUGUAUAGGGCACACAAUUUUAUGCAAACAUUUGUUAACUUUUUUUAAUAUACACAACUAAGGAAACAGUAAAGGCGUGUGAACAGAUGGAUUAUGGUAGUUAUUACUGAAACCAAAUGACCUGAAUCUUGGGUUAAAAGUAACAACCAAAAUGGUUAUGUGAGAUCUAAAUAUUUUAUGCCAUGAAGUAUAAUGCUUCACAAUAUUUAUUAUCUUAAUUGUUGUGAUGAUAUUACUGUGAUUAUAAGAUUUAAUCUUUAAACAUACCAGUUUAUGUGAAAUAUGUGCAAUAAGAUUAUGCACCGUCCCCCCACUCUAUCUUUUAAUACCCAUCGUAGCUAAUACUUUUGUUUGUUUAAUCACAUAAUGGUUAUGAAGAGUGAUUUCACUAUUUAAUGAGAUCAGCAAUAUUUUUCACGAUGCCAUUUAUUUCAACUUAUUUUCGUGCUUAGAUCCAAUUAAGGUUCAAGCACGCUGUCCUGGGCACACACCUCAGCUAUCUGGGCUGUUUGUCCAGGACAGUGGGUUAGUUGUUAGUUGGUUAGUGAG